CCACUGCCGAGUGCCGACGACGGACGACGUUUCUGUCGUUCGAUGUUCGAUCUUCGUCCACAGGGAAGGUGAUUUCGUACGUUUAUCAACAUAUUAAUAAAUGUUUUUUUUUUUUAAUAUAACAAACGUUUUUGGCGUUUUACGUUGUCCGUUCCGAUCUCUUACAAAUUCCACAUCGUGCAUUACGCACCAUAGAUAAAGAAGUUCUAUUACGCCCCCGCGAACCGUAAGUCGUAGAGCAACACAUUCCGCUUCGCGCACUCGGUGGAUCGGUCGCAACUCGCCACCAACGCUCCACAAGUGCAACACCCGUCCCGAAGUCGCGGCAACGUGCGCGUUGUCUAUCUCCAUCUCUGUUUUUGUGUGCGCGCGCGCGCGCAUUGCGAUUCGCAUCGAUCAGACGCAGUCCCGUCGUCGUCGCUAGCAUUUGUCAUUCCCGUUUCGCCGUCUGUCCCGACUCUUUUGAAUUUCAAAUAUCGCAACAUUGCGCCGUCUCGCAACAGCAUCAAUAAAGCCGACGACACGGUUCCCGCGACAAGAACGCGACGUGUCUGGAGACUUGUCAAAGAUACCGAUCUUUGGCCAAGUCGUCGGAAGCGAACGAUAUUCGCUAAUCAUUUCAUCGUCAGUCCCGCGUCCCAGAAGGGCGACACCAUUUAUAUGAAGUUUUUCGACACGGUAUCGCCAUCAUUAUCCAGAGCAAGAUCUGGGAGUUGUAAAAAGCUCAUAGAGCCAUUUAUUGGCCCUGCUACAAGGUGCAUGAGUUCUUUAAAAUAUCAAGGUUUUAGUUUUCGAAAUUUGUUGGAACAGGACAUCAAAAUACUGCAGCAACCGACACAGAAAAUCGCAACCAUUCAGGGAAACGUGACGGGUUAUACUUAAUAGGAACAACACAGCUGCAACCAUGGGUAGCUUAAAUGUUAAUCGGAAUGUCAGUGAUGCAUUCUAUCGAUAUAAAAUGCCUAGACUUAUGGCUAAAGUCGAAGGCAAGGGUAAUGGCAUCAAAACCGUAAUUGUCAAUAUGGCUGAAGUAGCUAAGGCUAUUGGAAGACCRGCUACAUAUCCAACUAAGUUCUUUGGCUGUGAACUGGGUGCUCAAACUCAAUUUGAUUUUAAACAUGAUAGAUUCAUUGUAAAUGGAGCUCAUGAUGCUGGCAAACUACAAGAUCUUUUGGAUGGUUUUAUUCGCAAGUAUGUGUUAUGCCCAGAGUGUGAUAAUCCAGAAACUGAAUUGAUGAUCAGUACUAGAAAGGGAACAAUACAUCAGGGUUGUAAGGCUUGUGGUUAUUAUGGUUCUUUGGAAUCCAACCAUAAACUCAAUGCAUACAUAUUGAAAAAUCCGCCAAAUUUAAAUCCAGCAGCCCAAGGGUCAUCUUUAACUGAAGGAAAACGUAACAAACGUUCUAAGAAAAAUGGCGGUGAAAACGGUGAAGGAGGCAGGUCUAGUUCUCCAGAAGAUAACAAUUCAGAAUUGAUAGUUGAAGCUCCAGAAAAAUUAGCUGAAGACGACGGUAAUGAUAAUUGGGCUGUUGAUGUAUCUGAAGCAGCAGUUAGAGCUCGUAUGCAAGAUUUAACUGACGGAGCUAAAGGAUUAACCAUCGAUGAAGAUACUGAUAAGACUGAAAAAGAAAGAAUGGAUAUAUUUUACAACAAGGUUCAGAAAGCACGUGAUUCAGGUUUAAUUUCAGAUUCAGUUACAAUCAAAGAAAUUGUGGCUGAAGCUGAACGUUUAGAAGUAAAGAGCAAAGCUACAUUAGUAUUGGCUGAACUAUUGUUUGAUGAUAAAAUCCAUUUGCAGUUGAAAAAACAUCGUGUCUUGUUCUUACGCUUUUGUCAUGAGGAUCAAAAGGCUCAAAGAUAUCUAUUGGGAGGGAUAGAACAAGUUAUUGGWCUCCAUAAAAGUAGUUUGUUGCCAAAAGUUUCUGCUAUAUUAAAGUUAUUCUACGAUGCUGACAUUUUGGAGGAGUCUAUAUUAUUAGACUGGGCUAGUAAGAUAAGCAAGAAAUAUGUCUCUAAAGAACUUAGUCAGGAAAUACAUAACUAUGCUAAUCAGUUCAUUACAUGGUUACGUGAAGCUGAAGAAGAAGAGGAGAGUGGAGACGAUAGUGAUGAUGAAGUAGAGAUUGAAUAUAAUGACCGUGUGCACACUAGCACAUUAAAAGCAAAACCUGUACCACAAGUUGCUGUCAAAUCCAAUGCUGAUGAUAACGAAGAUGAUGUUGAUAUAGAUGCCAUCUAAAAAUAUAUCUUGAUGGACAGAACGUGCAAAAUUUAAUUUUCCAAAUAAAAUUAGUCACCAAUAUUCUAUAU
Molecule: messenger RNA, 2310 nt
Organism: Diuraphis noxia (Russian wheat aphid)
Lineage: Eukaryota; Metazoa; Arthropoda; Insecta; Hemiptera; Aphididae
Gene: eIF5
Product: eukaryotic translation initiation factor 5
Biological process (GO): formation of cytoplasmic translation initiation complex; translational initiation
Cellular component (GO): cytosol
Molecular function (GO): GDP-dissociation inhibitor activity; translation initiation factor activity; eukaryotic initiation factor eIF2 binding
Source: RefSeq, a predicted model, not a curated record